Messenger RNA from Gambusia affinis (western mosquitofish), 4866 nucleotides. It is a transcript of the gene as3mt, whose product is annotated as arsenite methyltransferase. The coding region runs from base 136 to 1254 and encodes 372 amino acids. Gene Ontology annotation, biological process: arsonoacetate metabolic process; toxin metabolic process. The record is from RefSeq and is a predicted model, not a curated record. Gene Ontology annotation, molecular function: arsenite methyltransferase activity. The transcript has 11 exons. Gene Ontology annotation, cellular component: cytosol. NCBI's taxonomy places the organism in Eukaryota, Metazoa, Chordata, Actinopteri, Cyprinodontiformes, Poeciliidae.
GGACUGUGAUUUGGGGGAAAGUCCAGCAGAGGGCGCGGCUGAACAGGAAAUUAAAUCCGCACUGUUUUUUUUUUGUUUUCAAACGUGACCAAAGUUCCCUGUUCAGGCUUUAAAUUUUUUUAAGAACCGCUGAUAAUGGCUCACCACAGCAGUGCCAUUGGAAAUGAUUUCUCUGACAGCAGCGUUCACGCGGAUGUCAAGGAUUAUUAUGGAAAGAGGCUCCAGAAGAAGUCGGACCUGAAGACAGGCGCCUGCGUGGCUCCAGCUCAGCCUCUCCCAGCCUUCAUACGGGAAGCCCUGAAGAAAGUUCACCCUGAAGUCUCUAACAAAUACUACGGGUGUGGUCUGGUGGUGCCGGAGUCCUUGGAGGGCUGCAGGAUUCUGGACCUGGGCUGUGGGAGUGGAAGGGACUGCUACAUGUUAAGUUUGCUAGUCGGGGAAAAAGGUCAUGUCACUGGCAUUGACAUGACUGAGGCCCAGCUUGAAGUGGCCAGAAAAUAUGUGGAUUACCACAUGAAGGAGUUCGGCUACAAGAAGCCAAACGUGACUUUUGUUCAGGGCUACAUUGAGGCCUUAUCUGCGGCAGGUCUGGGAAAAAACUCGUUUGACAUCAUCAUCUCCAACUGCGUAGUGAACCUCUCCCCAGACAAGAAGCAGGUUCUGGUUGAAGCAUACAGUGCACUCAAGGAUGGGGGUGAGCUGUACUUCAGUGACAUCUACUCCAGUGGAAGACUGACGGAGGAAAUUAAAAAUCACAAAGUGCUGUGGGGUGAAUGUCUGGGUGGAGCGCUGUGGUGGAAGGAUCUGCUGCAGCUGGCUGAGGAGGUGGGCUUCAGUCAGCCACGGCUGCUAACGGCCACCGUCGUCGCCGUUGACAAUAAAGAACUGCAGGAUGUACUAGGUGACUUCAAGUUUGUUUCUGCCACGUACCGCCUGUUCAAAGUCCCUAAAGGCAAAACCAAGACGUGCCAGGUCAUAUAUAAUGGAGGCAUCACUGGGGCCGAGGAUAUCUUCCAGUUUGACUGUCAUUACGUCUUUAAGACGAAUGAAGUGGUGCAGGUGGACGGAGAAGCAGCUUGCAUCCUGACGCAUUCCAGAUUUGCUGAAGACUUCACUUUCCAGCCACCAGGGGGCUCCUGUGAGCCUUGUUGUGCCAACCCUGAGGCUGACCCGGUGGAUCCUUUUGACCUGGCCUCUCGGUCGGGCACUCGAGGGGGAUGCUGCAGCACGAAAUCUGCUGACUGCUGCAAAUGAUCAUAGGACGAGCACUGAGAAAUGCAGCAGCAUGCUAUAUGCUGUGUGAUUGUCCUUUUUCAGUAAGACUAGAUUCAGACACUUCAGAUGAAUAAUGUAGUAAAAUUUCAAUCUUUCCCUGUUCCAAAUGUGCCUCUAGACAGUUUUUCUCAGAGAAGAGAGAUGGCUGUGAAAUGUCACCUAUGGAUUUCUGUGUUUUUGUGGCUUUCCUGAAAUCACUUUUUCAAUUAAGGAUAGUGGAAGAAUCAGAAGAAAUGUGACUAAAGAUGACCACAAACAAACUUGCUAUCCUUCACAGAGCACCAGUGAAGGGCACGCAUCGGCAGUUAUUUUUAAUCAACAGGCUCUAAUACCAUAAUAUCCUUACUUAACCUUCAUAAAGUGAAGCUCUAGUUUCUGCAACCACUCAGGUUCUGAGGUGAUUUACAGAACUGUACUUGUUGGUGUUUCCCUGAAACAUGUACUCUUUGUGUAGGUGAAGAAAUAUUGUGUGUCUUCAUGAUAUCUUGUCUUUAUUUGUGAACAUUUGGUAUUUUUAGGGGUUUUUAAAACUACUUGUGUGGUGUUUAUGAACAAAAUUCCACAGAUAAUUAUUUUUUAAUGCAUGUUUUAGUUUUUUACUGGGCUUUAAUGAAUUACUAAAAUCCUCAAACCGUUUCACUUUUCAGUGAAGAAAUUACAUUUUAACUGAAAUACUAAAGUUUCAAGUAUUUUUACAGAAAAAAUACAGUGAAACCACCAUAUACAUAGCUAAACGUCAGCUUUAAUUUGAUGAAAACUGAAUCCUGUAAGUUGCCCUCUCAUACAAGUUAUAUUUUUCAUACGCAAGUGGCAGACCCACCAACAUCUUUUAUCUGUAAUGACAGUACAAGUGUAGUUUUGUGUAUUUUGUCUUCAGGUCCUUCUGGCUGCAGCUGAACAUUUUUCCUCUUUAGUCAAAAGACUCCUACUCUUAAGUGUUUUUGGUAAAGUUUGUGUCCACAAAGGUCACAAAUGGUUACAGUCAUUUACCUUCUUUUGCCGUUUCUCUUGUGUUGGCUUUGACCUCAUUUAUUAAGGAAGGUUGUGCCUAAAGUUACAGCACACCAUGAAAUUAAAUUUCACUUCAGAUUUAGACCAUUCUAAAACCUUAAAUUACUGUUUUCCAUUUUAUAAUAGUAGAUAUUAUUUAGGCACUGACUUGACUGUGUGAGUUAGGUCAUAUCCUGCUGCGUAACCCACGUUCACUUGAGUUCAAAGGUGAGAACAGAUGAAUGGACUUUGUCCUCUGGGAAGAGAGCAGAAUUCAUGACCCCAAUAAUUACAGCACUUAGCUCCAGACCGUCACUCUGUAGUUAUAAUAUUUUUUUCCUGAAAUGAUGUUUUGGUUUUACCAGUCCCACAUCUUCUACAAAGUUCCAUUUGUAUACAGAAUAUUUUCCUGAAAGUCUUAAGUAGUUUUUUUUUUUUGUUUCCUAUUGGAAAUGUGAAAUUAAUCUGUGGGCUCUUUUUGGUCAGCAUCAGUGUUGGAUGUUUCCCCUGGAUACCAUUUUCGCCUAGUCUCUUACUGUGGCUGCAGAUGCUUUUCAAGGCAUCUCUUAAGGCAACACCAAAACCUGUCAAGUUAUUUCAGUGAUUUCCCGAUUGCAGGGCCAGAGGACCGCUUACGAAUUGACCAUCAUUACACUUUUAAGGUUUGUAUAUCCUGUAUCUUGUUUGAUAAAGAAACAAGAUGCAUGUACUGUGUCUUCACGAUCUUAAAUAUGUCCAGACUCAGUAGACCAGUGAAGGUGGAUAGAGAACGCAUCUUGACCCAUUCCAGAAUUGCAGAAAACUUCAGCUUCCUGCCACCGGGUGGCUCCUGUGAGUCUUGUGUCCAACCUAAGGUCAGUGUCAUAUUUAAAUUCCUGCAUGAGGAAUUCUCCGAUUUAUUUGUUUGUUUCGAACCACUGGAGGUCGGUAUGUGUCUGGGAUCAAUCCGAAGUGUGUGACACACCCAGGGAGCACUGAUGUGCACACAGUCACAACUACACGUGUGAUGUGUGCACCGGGACGCACGCUGCACUCACUCCCACUCGCAUACCCACUGAAACAUGCGUACGCACACAUCCACACGCAAGAAGGUCAAGCAGCUGUCUCGGAGUCAUAACCAGAGUGUGGAGUCAUGCCGGGGAACCUUGAACAGGAAGGAAUGUUCUCUUCUCAGCCAGUGGAAUGCCAUCUUAUCAGCUCCCAUAGUCAUUUGGCGCACAUACACAUACUUAUUUAUUACGUAAAAUGAGUCCUUAAGAGUCAUCCAUCAAUAAUAAAUGAGUGUUAAAUUCCAAGAGUCACUGAUGUUUGAUUGCAUUGGAAACACGGUCACUGUCGAGGCUUAUAGAUGUAUCCUAAUGUGGUUUGCCCUCUGGACGCCCCCGAACUCCUGAGGUGAACAUGACCCCGGGUGAUGAGGGAUCGUUUGCUGUGUUUGAGUGGUGUGAAAGUGGUGAUUUCCUAAACAUCCACGGUGCUACUUAGCCGUGCAGCAAGACUGCAAAUGUGUGCCAAAUACAAUGAUAACGACAAGCUUGGUUAUCGUGAUUGAGACAUGGUUGUAUACAGUACAUUCUUGUGUGUAUAUGUCUGUACGCGUGUGGACGUUCUGCACUUCUGAUGUCUUUAUUGCUGUUGAAUUAUUGAUGCAGGCUGACAUGGUAAAUCCCUUAAAACUGGCCUUUCAGUCUGCCAGCCCAAGGCCUCAUUUCAGCCACAGGGGGAUGCUACAGCACAAAAUCUGCUGACUUCUGCAAAUGAUUGUGCAGAGGACUCGGGAAUACAGGCCCAGCAGCGUGCUGUGCAUGAGUGAUUUUCCAACUGAUGCAAUGAAACUGCAUUAACGCCUACUUAUGAAUGAUCGUCAUUUGUUUUGCUUGACACUACAGGAGGCCAAUAGAUUAGGCUUGCAUUUUUGCAUGUAUUUUGAACUGUGCAGAAAUAUAAACACUUGCUCUAUGACUGCGUUUAGGAUUUUUACUCGGUGCCUGAAAGAUGAUUGUGUUAUCGAAAAAACUCACCAAUAAGUGGCUCAUCCUUGGAUGAGUGUGUUGGUUAUGGCUCACCUUAAUCUCCUCAUUUACAUAAGGAUGGUCAUAAUGUUGAAACCCCAAACCAGAGGAAAAAAUGGAAGUGGAUGCAAAUGGGAACUACAAAAUAAUGUACCGACACUUUGUUCGCUCGUCUUAAUCCGUAGGCUUCAUGCCAUUCAUACAUGGACUUAGCUUGUUCUAAUGAGUGCUGUAAUAACUUUUACAAAAAGAUUUUAAUUGGCAAUUGUAAUGGAAUAUAAUAUUUAUCCCUAAUUGAGAAAUUCCCAGAAGCUAGGUUUAUGUAAGCAGCAAAAAAAGUUCUAUAAAUUUAUCAGAUUUCUUUUGAUUAUCAAAUACUUUAAAAGGACACUGAAAAAAGCAUCAGAAAAAAAGAUUAAAUGGGGCAAUGAAUUGGAUAAGUUGAACCUAAAAUACUCAAGUGAAAUGAGUUGUACUUGUUUGAACAACUUUAAAAUUGUGUACUGUAUACCGGUGUAUUUUCUUCUUGCGUUGUUCUGACACCUUGUCUGUGAAAACGUGCUAAAUAAACAACUUGUUCUUAAUUUAA